AGUUUACAGACAAAAGGUAAUCAAAGAAAUGGUGGGUGAACUUUGCUGCUGUAAUUAGGAAAAGUGAGAUCUGAUACAGAUAAAGCGAUUUUUUCACAUUAGAUAAUUACAGAAUUUCUGUUUUGACCUAUGGUUGACUGGUAACGAAUGCCUUAAGGCAUUAAGUCCGCCAUUUGUGAUUAUUUUUAUCGCGCAAUAAAGUUUAAAUAAAUAAAUAAGAUCGGUUAUAGGCGUUCCAAAAUUUAACCGCUUACCUUGUGACAAAUUGUGCCUGUAGUCGCACCCUGGCAAGCGAGAAAAUAGAUGUGCACAUGCUAACGAGCUCCCGCUCACAGAAAGAGAAAGAGACUAGCUCAUGUUUUAACGAUGAGUAUGACAAAGAUGAGUAGAAUGCGAAAAUUAAUCAAAAAUGACAGAUUUCUUCAUAGAUGUAUAAAUAAAUAUGGAUGUAUUUUUUGAGUAUAUGUUAUACUAUAAUAUAUAGAUAAAUAAUAUAAUUGCGGAUGACCAAAAUACUUGCCGCAUAUAAAUAAUUCUUAAGAGACGAAGAAUGUUUAGUCACUCUAUAUAGGCAUAGUUCCACGUAUUAAGCCAGUUGGAGUGGUCGAAGUAACUUCUUCGUCCUCUAACAUGUCCAGUAGCAGGUCAGACUAAGAAAAACUUUUGCAAAAAAUAACCCAAAUUGAACUGUGUCCAUGCACGUAUUUGGUACAUAACCGAUCAAGCCCAAAUAGGUUUCAGUAGUAACAAUUUUUAGAAAUCGUUUUCCUUGAGCAUAAAGCAAUUAUGAAAUCUCUUGUACACUUACUAAACUGAAAACAAGUUAUUCAUAAGCUUGUGCUAUUAAAGAAAUGUGGUACUUUCCAUUAGCGAUAGAUUUAAAGCUUUGUUGUUGUUGUUAUAGGGAAAUGAUUUUGAAAACGCCAUAAAUAUCUUUUUGCGUUUUAGUUAUUCUACCUAUUGCUAAAAAAGUUUAUAAGUUCUUCAUAAUAUUAUAACACUUUUUAACUCACUUAGAAAACUAACAAAAUAAACAUUAUUAAUAAAUAUUUCUGGUGUUGAACUGAAGUACGUUAAUUUAGUAAUAAGAAUUUCAAUGUAAUAACUGAAUUACUAUGUAAGAAAAUUUAAUGUAGGUACGGCAAUUUACUUAUUCAAGACAACCUAUUACCUACAUUAUGUAAGAACUCCAUCAUAUAUUGAUCGUGAUCUAUCCAUAGUUAAACAUUAUUUCGUCACAGUAUUAGACAAAACUUUGUCCCUAUUUCUGGCUGAUAUUUACUUUAGAUAUUGAGUUGGGGUUACUUUCGUACCAAAGCCACGGAUCCAUACGAAUCCCACGGUAAGCCUCUUAACAACAAUAACUCGAUUUAGUUCGAUAGAUUUCGUAUGAAGACGGGAUAAGAAAAUCUACGUAUGUCACCGUGCGUCUCUGCCAACGCUUAUAAAAGAUAUAUAUUAUUACUCUUACUACUUACUAUACGACAUGAACGAACGAACUUUUGAUAAUGUUGACUUAGAAAUUCUCUGAAAGGGGCUCAUUGUUUAUCUAUAAAGCAGGUUUGAACGUGAUAAGUACGUGUCGGGUCUUGAAAAGUACUUUUUUUAAACUAUUAGCAAUGAAAAUUAGGUUCUAAAUGGACUAUACCUACAUAAUUUCCAUUUUGAUACUUAACUCCUGAUUCCAUAAUCUCAAUUGUUCAGUGAAAGUACUUUACCCUCAACAAAUACUACAUGUUUAUACUUAGUGAAAUAGUCAUAUUUUGUUAAAUGAACAUACAUCUUUUCUCGUUUUUAAAACGAAAAGUAGAGGUUUAACUCAUGUGACAAGCACUCAUUUUAACUCGAACUACUAAUAAAAUAUCUCGUCGAAAAAGGAUGUCGUCGUUCAUCCCUUGCUUAACAAUCUAUUGAAUAUAUAUGUGUUUUUACUUUAGCUGAUGAUUUUAAGCGACACAUGCGAAAAAGUAUUAAUUUUGAAUACAUUUGUAAUAUUUUACAUAUUUAAACUUUCGUGUUGAUGAUCAGGGAAUUUUUAUUUAUUUUAGUGCGUUAGAAAUUCCGAAUGAUAUACUACCUUUUUAUUAUUCGGCAAAUACGAAUCUUCGUGUUCGUAUUCGUUGCAUCACUACUUUAAAUACUACCUACUAGUAGUGUCAAGAAAACUUUGAGAGCAGGGUUACCUAAGUUAAUGUCGUAAAUGUCGAAUUGGUCUCGUCUCUAAUAACUUAUGUUAAUUUACGACAUAAUUAGUAACAAAUUAUGUUAUUAGGCUUUUAAAUAUUUUGUUUUAGUCACGUUACUUCAAACAGGUUUUAUGGAACCAUGCAUAACAAAAUCUUAUAGAAUUUAUACUCGCAUUAAUCGUUAUAAAAUUAAAUAGCCUUAAAAGUGUUGUUAUAUUAGUGUAUCUCAUGUAAGUGAAUUUUGUAAAUUAUUUAUGAGAUAAUUGUAUGUAUCUACAUUGUGCAUUAGGGGAGGUAUGGGCAACAUUAUCAACGGGAGUCAAUAGGAACAUGAUGCGCGGCGCACUGCGGAGUGCAGACGGUUUUUAUGACUCGAGUAUACAAUUUUCAUACACAAUAAUGUUUGUAUAACUUUAUAGCUUGAUUUUAAAUAAAUAUUUAACUUAUAACCUCCUUGGUUCAUAAUGAUGAUAUAAUUAAAGAAAAAUCCAUCACUCCCUAGCAAUUUAUAUUUUGCUAUAUUACUCCCGCUAAACCUGCAAAUAGCACCCUUUAUGAGCGAGUGUAAUAAAAAAACAUUUUUUUUACCCUUGUCAUCAUGUAAUUCUAUGAAAAAAAUAGGUUAUAAUUUUAAAACUGCUUCUUGUCUAGUAUAGUCAGCUGUCAGCUGCAGAGAAAAAGUACCCGUCCUGCAUAAAAGUUUGUAUGCAAAGGUGCUAAGCUAUAAUAGUAUUGCUGACUGUACGUGGGUACAUUUGCUUCGAUAUUCGAUAACGGUUAGGUACUUAAUAUUCGGCCAUCUUCACGAAAUAGACGUUAUCCUAUUAGAUCACAAAUAAUAACACUAUGACACAAGUGACAUAACUUACGUUAUAAUAAUAGUAGAACUUUAUAUGCGUUUGCAACUUCAUCCCAUAGUAGAACAAAUUAUCACUAAACUUCCUCAUUGUAGGAGAUUUCUUAUUAUCCCUCAUUGUAAAGUGAUAAAUCCCACAGUAAGCUAAUUAGGGUUGUAUUAUACGAGCGGUCGUGAUGAUCGAAAAGCUUUCACUUUCAGAGUGCGCACACGCCUCGCCUCCGCGGAUCUACUUACAUAAUGCGUUUGACAUACCUACGUCCGGUUACUUUCGCAUUCUCGCAUUUUACCUAAUGAAAUAAUUCGAUAACCAGCAUUAAUUUACUUACCAUAAGGUUUAUUUUUAAGAUAAUUUCAGACAUAGAUACGUCGCAAAGUAAGUAGUCACUGCGAAACAAGGCCACAAACUGUCUUUGUUUGUACGCAAUGUACAGAGUUAGUGUGAGUAAUAAAGUAGACAAUUGAUUGCGGCCCAUUCAGGAAUUUUAUUUUGUAUAGACUUAAUUAAAUUUCUGGUUAUAGGUUGUUAGGUGAGGUCUCUGUGAUAGUUUUGAGCAAGAUAAAACCUAUAAAGAAGCCGUUCUCUGGUUAAUAUUGAAAUUAAGCAAAGUUUACGUACAAAUUCAAUUGGAUAGGUUACAAUGAUUAACAUACCUAUAGAUAGAUAUUAAUAUAUAAGUAUACAUAGUUUAUUUAUAAUUUUAUAUUGAUGUAAUUUAACAUUUGACAGCGAUUGUACACUUUGUGCCCAAAUAAAUACAAUCCACAAAUGAUUGAGAAUCGACAGUCACUUCAUAUUACCAAAGUUUAUGUGUUAAGUAGGUAUAGGAACUAGGGAUGCAUGCUCAAGACAAGUGUUAGAAUCCCUAUAAAAACCUUGUAGUAUGUUGUCUGUACUCUACCAGCAUGUUGUGACGGUGCUGAUAUAUUACAAUGUAACGCAAAGAUAAUGUCGACUCCAUGUUUCCAUUAACGGGAGCUUAGAAAACAACACAUUAUUUAUAUUUGUAAUGUAUGGGGUAGUUUUAAGUCAUUAUGAAAAUAGGUGGAGGGUAUCUCAUGUAUCGAUCUUGUCGAAUUAAAUGGUUUUUAGUACGGUCGUGUUUCGCUGUUACUCCUGAAAUCCUGAAUCUACAGGGGUGCCCGCAUCCUAGAUACGGACUUUUCAGUGGCGACGAUAAAGGAACUUACUCGCGAGUGUAAAAUAUUGUGGCGUGUAAUAAUAAAUUAGUGCUAAUAAUGACAACGGCGGUCGGCAAAAUCGGGCCGUUCGAUUUGGAUAAGGACAGUUGGGAUUAUUAUAUAGAUCGCUUGGAGCAAUCUUUCAUUGCAAAUGCAGUGGAAGAUAAUGUGAAAGUGGCGACCUUGAUUACAGUGAUUGGCGGCGACGCGUAUGCCUUGAUGGCAAAUUUGUGUAUGCCAGUAAAACCGUCUACAAAGACUUUUAAAGAGUUGGUGACAAUUAUGAAGGAACAUUUGCAACCUAAACCUAGUUUAUUGGCAGAACGAUUUAAAUUUAGGCGACGGAUACAAAGUAGUGAUGAAAGUGUUGGAGAAUACGCGGCCGCACUAAAAAAAUUGACAAAAGAUUGUAAAUUCGUGGGCGAUAGUUUACAAGAAAACUUACGAGAUCAGUUCGUAUGUGGGUUAGCGCGAGACAGUAUACGACAGCGGUUAUUUGCAGAAGAUGACAUUAAAUUCGACAAAGCAUUUAAGCUCGCGGUGACGUUGGAGAUGGCGGAGGCAGACGCAGCGCUUGUAGAGCAUCGGGGGCAUCGGGGCAGCAGUCGAGGGAAUGGUUCCGGAGAAAACACAGCGUCAGUACAUCAAAUGAGAAAUUCGGGGCGAGGGCGGGCCAGUGGGCGCGCGCCGAACGAUAGUACUUCGCGUAACUCGACGAACGGGAGCACGGCUGGUCGUGGUGGCGGCGGCGGCGGUUGGAGUGGCAAACUAAACGGCGGAGGCUGGCGGAUAAAAAACUCGGUUAUAGGCACGGAGGGCGCAAAAGGGUGUUGCCGGGUUUGCGGAGGUCAGCACGCGGCAGAAAGCUGCAAGUUUAAAAUGUAUGUUUGUCGAGUCUGCAAUAAGGAAGGUCAUUUGAAACGCGUAUGUCCUAAUGUGAAAAGCAGCUCAGCAGGGGUACACCAUCUGGGAAGCAAGGACUUCCACAUGAGAUACCCUCGCGGAUAUAGAACGUAUUUGUCAUGA
Molecule: messenger RNA, 5250 nt
Organism: Cydia pomonella (codling moth)
Lineage: Eukaryota; Metazoa; Arthropoda; Insecta; Lepidoptera; Tortricidae
Exons: 1
Coding region: 4282-5250 (322 amino acids)
Molecular function (GO): zinc ion binding; nucleic acid binding
Source: RefSeq, a predicted model, not a curated record